Meloidogyne enterolobii is the source of this 192-nucleotide messenger RNA. The record is from the annotation of a GenBank genome assembly. Lineage: Eukaryota; Metazoa; Nematoda; Chromadorea; Rhabditida; Meloidogynidae.
AAAAAAUUUUUUCAAACUAAAAUUAAAUUUAAAAUGGUUGAUAAAGGUGAGGGUUAUUCUGCCUAUCAAGACUUGAAAGACAACUCUUUUUAUCAUGGCUAUCAACCUUUGAAGCCACGCAAGACCCCAAAAUUCUCGGCAGAGUAUGGAUUGGGUUCUGGAAUGCUAAAUAUGAAAAAGAGAAAGCAUUAG